AUGCAGUUACCCGAGCGACCUAUUUUGGAUGUUGAGAGGACUUUGAAGACGUUGACUCUCCCUGAAAAGGCAUCUCUGCUUUCUGGCUCUGACUUUUGGCACACAACCCCGUUGCCGGCUCACGGCAUACCGUCUCUCCGCUGCACUGAUGGACCUAAUGGUGCCCGUGGGACUAGGUUCUUCAACCCAGUGCCCGGAACGUGUAUCCCAUGUGGCACCGGCCUUGGCGCUACAUGGAACACCGACCUGAUCCAUCAAGCAGGCCAGCUCCUCUCCCGUGAGUGUGAAUCCAAGGGCGCGCACGUAUGGCUGGGCCCCACCGUCAACAUCGUCCGGUCGCCACUCAACGGUCGAGGCUUCGAGAGCUUCUCUGAAGAUCCACUCCUGAGUGGUGUUCUCGCCGGCGCAAUCAUCCGCGGGGUGCAGAGCCGUGGGACUCUGGCUGCUUUGAAACACUACGUUGCCAAUGAUCAGGAGACGGAGAAGAUGUCGAUAGAUACUCGCAUCUCGGGGCGUGCGUUGAGAGAGGUGUACUUGAGAUCCUUCCAGAUCGCGAUACGCCAUGGUCAGCCGAAGAUUGUCAUGUCAUCUUAUAAUAAAGUCAACGGUGAACAUGUAUCCCAAAGCUCCUUGUUAUUGGACCAGAUACUCCGGAAAGAAUGGGGGUUUCAGGGGCUCGUUAUGAGCGAUUGGUACGGCACAUACUCAUGCUCAGAAGCCUUGAAUGCCGGUUUGGACCUUGAGAUGCCAGGGCCGACAAUUCACAGAGGGAUGAAAGCCGUCCUGGCAGUGAUGUCGGGCCAAGUGCAUCAACAUACCCUCGAUCAGCGGGUAUGCAAUAUAGUCAACCUCGUCAACGAGGCGGCAUCCGCCCCGGUGUCAAUAGUUGAGACGUCGCGUGACUCUCCAGAAAUUAGGCAACUGAACCGUCGCUUAGCCACCGAGUCUCUCGUAUUACUAAAGAACGAGGACCACACGCUUCCCAUUCAGCCAGAGGAGAUAUGUGAGGUGGCUGUGAUCGGGCCCAAUGCCAAGCUCGCGAUGGCCUGUGGAGGCGGGAGCGCCAAUCUUCAACCGACAUAUACCGUCUCUGUGUUUCAGGGCAUCCAGGGCCAGGUUCCGACUUCAGCAAAGGUUUUCUACGAACCCGGAGUGUUUGGACACAUGCUUUUGCCUUGCCUUACCGGUGACCAUGUCACCAAUGAUAGCCGUGAGCCUGGCGUGUCCAUUGAUGUAUACAACGAGCCGCACACCUGUGCUGGCAGAAUCCCAUUCGACUCCUUGAAAAUCCCCCAGUCAUCGUAUCAGAUGAUGGACUAUACACACCCUAAGAAGCAGGAUACGUUCUAUGUGUCUAUGCGUGCCAACUUCGUGGCUGAGUAUGAUGGCCCAUAUGAAUUUGGGUUGGCAAGCUAUGGAGUUUCGAAACUUUUUAUCAAUAAUAAACAGGUUAUUGAUAAUGAAACAGAUCAGAUACCAGGUGGCAUGUUUUUCGGCAAGGGCUCCGCUGAAAGACGUGGAGUGUUCAAUAUGAUUAGCGGUCAAUCCUAUGAGCUGCGUGUUGAGGCCGGCAGUGCAGCAACAUCAAAGGUCACUAGCAGCUCAAUGCUGCCUAUUCCAGGAGGGGCCUGCCGCCUAGGUGGUUGUCUAAAACUUGAUCCAGUAGAAGGUAUCCGCCGCGCUAUCCAGCUUGCAAGGAGGUGUAAGCAUGUUAUUGUGGUUGCCGGCUUAAAUGAUGACCUUGAAAAAGAGGGCAUGGAUAGAAGCUCCAUGUCAUUGCCUGACCAUGUCGAUGACUUGAUCUCGGCAGUGCUGAAAGUACAGCCAAAUAGCAUAAUUGUUACCCAGGCGGGUAACCCUAUUGGCAUGCCGUGGCGCCACCAAGCGAAGGUAAUCCUUCACAGUUGGUAUGGUGGGAAUGAGGCAGGUAAUGCUGUUGCAGAUGUUAUAUUUGGCAAAGUUAACCCCAGUGGGAAGCUGCCAGUAACAUUUCAGGAGAGACUUGAAGAUGGGCCAACCGCACUCAGCUUUGGGAGUGAUAAUGGCUCUAUCCAUUAUGCUGAGGGUGUUUAUGUUGGAUAUCGGUGGUUUGAAGCUAGGAAGAUUCCGGUCGCCUUUCCAUUCGGUCAUGGGCUAAGUUAUACAACUUUUAAGAUAACCAAUAUCCACAUAUUGGGUAGGGAAGUCAGUGUCGAUAUCGAGAACACUGGCCUUCGUGCAGGGGCCGAGGUGCUUAGGUUGUACAUGGCUUUCGUCCCUAGAGCGGGAUCUAAAUCUAGGUUUAGGCGGCCUCCGAGAACACUAGGCGGCUUCCAUAAAGUAUUUUUAAAGCCUGGCGAGAAGGGAUUGGCAUCUUUCACACUGCUACCGGACACAAGCGCCGUCUGGGAUGAGAGAAGAAACGAGUGGUGUUGCGAAGCUGGUGAGUAUGCUGUAUCUAUCGUCACGGGGGAUGGUUCUCUAGGUACGAGCUUUGUGAUAGAGCACGAUAUUUUCUGGAGCGGAAUCUAA
Clonostachys rhizophaga is the source of this 2511-nucleotide messenger RNA. NCBI's taxonomy places the organism in Eukaryota, Fungi, Ascomycota, Sordariomycetes, Hypocreales, Bionectriaceae. The record is from the annotation of a GenBank genome assembly.